AUGUCCACCAAAAUCUACAUCGCUCUCAACGUCUCCGAAUUCGGCACGUUGAAGGGAAAAUAUCACUGGGCGCUUGCGCUCCCCCGGCCUGAAUUUAACUACAGGCUAGAUAAACCGCUUGAUCUCUAUCAAUCUGUCUUCAGCGACGAGACAGAUUCGUGGGUCGCAGAUCAUAAGGUCGGGUCUAAUGCCUUGUCCGUCGCCAACAUCCCCGGAUUCAUGUUUCUUGUACAAUUGCCAUCCAUCAAUGUUUCUUUUGAUGAGUUAUCGAACUUCGUACAGUUGGAGGAGCCGACUCAAGGGUCCACUCCAUUGUGCCAGGAACGAGACGAGUGGUCCUGUGCCAGUGGGUCAUCCGCACGCUGCAAAGAAUUAUGGACAAAGGUGUUGUACCACCUUCCUGUCCAUGUCAUAGGUUGGGACUGGCCUGACUCAGAAGAGCAGAAUAGACUUUCUCAUGCACGAGAUGAUAUGUACUCCAUACACUCUCACCAUACGCUCGUGAUGACACCAAUGUCAUAUAUUAACUACGCUCCAGAAAAAGUACACAGGUUGCUAGGGUAUCGAGGAAAGGAGGCAUAG
Guyanagaster necrorhizus is the source of this 582-nucleotide messenger RNA. RefSeq lists its product as uncharacterized. Lineage: Eukaryota; Fungi; Basidiomycota; Agaricomycetes; Agaricales; Physalacriaceae. Bases 1 to 582 code for a protein of 193 amino acids. The record is from RefSeq and is a predicted model, not a curated record. The transcript has 3 exons.